AUGCGCCUUCAACAAGACCAACCUCAAGACCCCUCACUCCCACCCCUCCUUGCAGCAGCAGCAACGGCCACCGCAACAGACGUUAACCAAAAUGACAAAGAGCCUGCCAAUUCCCCACCCAAACACCUCUACUUCGCCUACGGCUCCAAUCUCUCCCCCACACAAAUGCGCAUACGCUGCACGCACAACCCCACCCUCUCCGCACACCCGGUAGCCAUCGCGGCACUAGAUCACUGGCGCUGGCUCAUCUGCCAAUUCGGUUACGCGAAUGUUGUCCCCCCCCCUGAUCUCCGCGUUGGUCGGCAAAUAAGCGAAGGGGAUGCGGUGCCAGAGUCCACUUCGCCUAGUAUUCCAGAAGGUGGGGUGUAUGGGGUGUUGUAUGAAAUGGCUGCGGCGGAUGAGGGGGUUUUGGAUGGGUACGAGGGGGUUGAUGAGUGUGCGCCGGAUGCGCUGGAGGGGAAGAGGGUCCCCAGGGAUGUGAGGCCUACGGAGCAGGGAGAUGGAUUGUACAAUAAGUGGUAUGUUGGGGCAAGGGUUGUGAAGUGGUUGGAUGAGGGGUACCGGGAGCGGAAUGGGUUUGCGGGGGUUGGGGUUGGUGGCGAGGUGAGGGUCUUGGUUUAUAUUGAUGAGUCGAGGGUUCGAGUGGGGAUCCCGAAGGAUGAGUAUAUUCCGCGGAUGAAUAGGGCGAUUAGGGAGGCUGUGGAGUUGGGGUUUCCGGAGGAUUGGGCGGACGAGGUUAUGAGGCCUUCUAUUCCGUUGCAAUAG
Messenger RNA from Aspergillus calidoustus, 765 nucleotides. Lineage: Eukaryota; Fungi; Ascomycota; Eurotiomycetes; Eurotiales; Aspergillaceae. The record is from the annotation of a GenBank genome assembly.